UUUGUUUUUUAUUUCUCUAGGACUGGUAAAAUCAUUUAGGUUUUCAUGAAAGUCAUUCUUGGUUGAGGUUAAUGAUAGUUCUUAUUAAAAAUUGUAAAGAAGUAAUUUAAAGUGUCAUUCAAGUAGUAACUUGUGGAAUAAUGGAGACCGAACAAAUUCUUAAGUACGAUAUUAAACAGUGUUUAAAUUUAAUAGUUGUUGGUGAUGAUGUAGAGGUUAACGAAGGAUGGAUUAGACUUAAAAAAUUAGAAAGCGAAUCUGUAUAUGAACAGUUAAGUAAUUACGAAAGUAUUUUACGAGAAGUACUCAAUAGUGAAAUAAAAAAUGUACAUGAAGUACCAAAAAUCAUGGUCUGGUUUGCAAAAUAUUUGCCAGAGGAACCACUGAUUGUUCAUCUAAUUUCAAAUGACAUUGCAACAAUGUUGAGAAAUACAGAGAUCAGUGACAUGUCUCAUUUAACUAUGAUACUUCAAGUAUUAUUGGAUCAUAGUAUCUAUCUGCCAGAUUCUAUAAAUCAUUCAAAGCUAUGCGAAGCAAUUAUAAUCAGUUUGUCUAAUUUUUCAAUGCCUUAUGAGCCAAAAAAGAUUUUGGAGUUCAAUGAUAAUGCUACUAAAGUGCAAUACUUUUUAAAAAUGGUACAAACAAGGUCCAAAAAUAUAGAAAACAAUAAUUUAAUUUUUACAUGCUUGCAAACAUUAUAUAGAAUUAUAUCAGAUACCAAAAGGAAACAAGAUCCUGGACCUGGUCUGGCAGCUGUAUUACAAGUAGUAGAACCAUCAAUUAUACCUCAAGCUGUUUUAUGGAUCCUAUCUGAAUCGCAUUGUGAUUCUCAGUUAGCUCAAGCUCUAAAGGUUCUCUGUAGUUGGCUUCCAAAGUGGAGAGGCGAUCGACUUAGCAUUUGGAUUAUGGAAUUUAUACUUGGCUUAGAAAAGCAGCAUAAGUAUUCUAUACUUAUGGAGGUGACCAAAGCGUCGCUCGAUGUAAUGUUUUGCGCUUUAUCGGUACCAGUAAUUCGUCAGAAUGCUUCUACAAUUAUAUUUUAUGUUUUAAAAAGACAAGGGCAUCCGUCGUUGUUUAGAAAUAUAGUACGUAAUACACAAAUGAUAUUGUCUUAUUUAACGAAAGAAGACUCAGAAUCGAGCAAAGAAUGCAUACAAAAUUUGGUCGAUAUUAUGAAAACGCUUAUGUUAAGAUUUCCAGGCCUAAGUGUCUUCAACAAUUUAGAGAACAGUUUACCGGUCCCACCACGAAUGCAUAUUGUUAAGGAAUUAUGGACCGAGCAUGUGUGGGUAGACGAAAUAGAAGAGGUUGAACCAGUAAUUGAACCAUUAAAACCACACGUGGAAAAAGUCGGGCUUUCAAACCUUGGAAAUACAUGUUAUAUGAAUAGUGUAUUACAAGCACUGUUAAUGACCAAGCGAUUCUGUUACGAAGUAUUAAUGUACAAACCUAUGAGCAAAGCCGACGAACAAGUUGUACUUAAAAAGUUACAGAAUUUGUUUACACUGUUGUUAUAUUCCAAAAGGAUUACCUUGGCGCCAACUGAAAUUUUAUUAGCUUCCCGUCCUGCAUAUUUUCUACCGGGUCAACAGCAAGAUAGUUCAGAAUUUCUCUGUCACCUUUUAGACCUUUUACACGAGCAAGAAAAAUCCGCUCCUAUAAACUGUGAGGGUAAUAAUUCUAAUCUCAAGUAUAAAGAUGAUAAAGAAAUAAACGACAUAUCAUCGGUAAAUGAGGAGGGAGUUAGUAUUAAGCGAUGGACAACUGAAGAAGACUUAACUGGUAGUAUAGCUUUGGAACGGAAAACUCAGUCAUUAGCUGAUUUUACACAUGGAGAAGAUCUAGCCCAAGUACAACAGCUUAGUGAUUCACACUCAGACUCCACAGAUAGUGGUAUACAAUCUGUGGGCGGAGAAGAUACGAGUACACAGGUACCUCUUGUACAUAGAGUUCUCGGAGGAAAAUGUAAAAUAACUUAUCAGUGUGCUCAGUGUGAUACUAGUUCCCAUAAUACGGACAAAUUUCGUGACUUACAAUUGUGCUUCCCAGAAGAAAUACAAGAGAAUCAAGAGGUUUCCGUACAAGAUCUCAUUAAUUACUAUUUAACACCAGAAAAAUUGACCGGUGAAAAUAAAUACCGUUGCGACAAAUGUAUGAAAUUGUGCGAUGCACAGAGAAUCAUUAAAAUCUUGCACGCACCGACAUACUUGAUUUUAAUACUGAAACAUUUCCGUUAUGAUUUUGAUACUAGACCAAGAACGAAAUUACGGCAUAAAGUAAUGUAUAACGAACACAUACAGUUACCUGUGUCAACGCCGUUAUGCACAACCACGGAAACGUAUCAAUUAUAUGCUGCCGUUGUUCAUUCGGGUUACAGUAUGGACUAUGGUCAUUACUUUACGUAUGCUCGUGAUUCGAAACAAAAUUGGUAUAAAUUCAAUGAUAGUUACGUAUCGCAAACAACGUUCAAUGACUUCAAAGAGUUAAAACCACCGGACACACCUUAUAUAUUGUUCUACGAGAAAACUGUACCAUUUGAAGGAGUUUACGACGAAGACAAACCUGAAUUGUCAACGCUAAGUAAACAUUUACAAGAACUUGUGGAAAAUGAUACUACAGCUUACAUAGAAGAAUUAAGGCAUCAAGCAGAAAAAUCACAACGAGGCCGACAUAAUUCGAUAUUACUACGAAAGAAUGAAAAUUCAGACGAUGAAAAUCCUCCCCCCAGUAGCUGUCGAGGUGCGGUUAAUAUGCCUGCGAGUCGUUUCCUCUAUUAAAUUAGUUUUUCUAUUUAAAUGGUAUAUUCUUUUAUGAAACCGAACGCUUCAGGUAAAUUUCUAAUACAUUUUCCUUACUUCAAGAAGGGAAAUAAAGUUCCUUUAUAAGUACAGUGCUAUUGCC
Osmia bicornis bicornis is the source of this 2901-nucleotide messenger RNA. RefSeq names its product ubiquitin carboxyl-terminal hydrolase 35 (gene DUBAI). The coding region runs from base 141 to 2777 and encodes 878 amino acids. Gene Ontology annotation, molecular function: cysteine-type endopeptidase activity; cysteine-type deubiquitinase activity. Lineage: Eukaryota; Metazoa; Arthropoda; Insecta; Hymenoptera; Megachilidae. The record is from RefSeq and is a predicted model, not a curated record. Gene Ontology annotation, biological process: protein deubiquitination; ubiquitin-dependent protein catabolic process. Gene Ontology annotation, cellular component: cytosol; nucleus. The transcript has 3 exons.